AUGGAGUCGGUGUUGGAUUCGGGUUCGGUGUUGGGUGUGGAUUUGGCGUUGGAUGGGGUUUCGGAGAUCUUACUGAGUUUAGACGGAAUUACAAGCAUGCCUUUGAAUGUAUUAGGUGUUGGUGCAGGUGGUGGCUGCGGUGUGGGUUUGGGUCUCGGGUGGGGUUUCGGGACUGCCUUUGGGAGUCACUACCGAUCAUCUAGACUGACAUUUCAAGGCAUCGAGUUAGAGAAGGCAGAGAAACGCGAGGAUAAAUUACAAAACAUGUCAAAAGACACUUAA
Molecule: messenger RNA, 282 nt
Organism: Arabis nemorensis
Lineage: Eukaryota; Viridiplantae; Streptophyta; Magnoliopsida; Brassicales; Brassicaceae
Source: the annotation of a GenBank genome assembly